Molecule: messenger RNA, 1345 nt
Organism: Pezoporus occidentalis (night parrot)
Lineage: Eukaryota; Metazoa; Chordata; Aves; Psittaciformes; Psittacidae
Product: gamma-aminobutyric acid receptor subunit rho-3-like
Exons: 8
Coding region: 81-995 (304 amino acids)
Biological process (GO): nervous system process; chemical synaptic transmission; regulation of membrane potential
Cellular component (GO): GABA-A receptor complex; synapse; plasma membrane
Molecular function (GO): chloride channel activity; extracellular ligand-gated monoatomic ion channel activity; neurotransmitter receptor activity
Source: RefSeq, a predicted model, not a curated record
GCUGUUUUUAAACAGUAAAAGCACUAGAAGUAAAAAGCAAGGUGGACUGGUUGAUCAGUUGCAUUUCUCUUUUGGAAGAGAUGGUCCUGGUUAUGAAACUUCUGCUCCUCACCUGCCUCUGGCCAACAGCAGUCCUACACAGUUCUCAAAGUCAGCAUCACCAUCUUCAUCAUUGGCAACAGUUCUCAUUCUUAAGAAAGCAUAACAGCAAACAAGAAAUUAAAAUGAGGAAAAUUGACAGCACAAAAGUACGACCACUUAAAUCUGAGCAGCUGCUUCGCAUAGAGGAUCAUGACUUUGCACUCAGACCUGGAUUUGGAGGGUCACCAAUACCUGUGGGCAUUGAUGUGCAGGUAGAAAGCAUUGACAGCAUAUCUGAAGUUGACAUGGACUUCACAAUGACUUUAUAUCUCAGACAUUACUGGAAGGAUGAGAGACUUUCAUUUCAUAGUAACAAAAACAAAAGUAUGACUUUUGAUGGAAGACUGAUAAAAAAGAUCUGGGUACCUGAUAUAUUUUUUGUACACUCCAAAAGAUCAUUCAUCCAUGAUACAACUGUGGAAAAUGUCAUGCUCCGAGUAUACCCUGAUGGCAAUGUACUCUUCAGUCUACGAAUAACAGUUUCUGCUAUGUGUUUCAUGGAUUUCAGUAGGUUUCCUCUGGACACCCAGAAUUGCUCUUUAGAACUGGAAAGCUAUGCAUACAAUGAAGACGAUCUGAUGUUAUACUGGAAACACGGAAACAAGUCUCUGAGCACAGAUGAGCACAUCUCCCUCUCCCAAUUUUUCAUUGAAGAAUUCAGUGCUUCCAGUGGACUAGCUUUUUACAGCAGUACUGGUUGGUACAAUCGACUUUUUAUAAACUUUGUGCUUCGGAGACAUAUUUUCUUUUUUGUGCUACAAUCCUACUUCCCCGCCAUGCUGAUGGUGAUGCUGUCUUGGGUUUCAUUUUGGAUUGACAGAAGAGCCGUUCCUGCCAGGGUAUCACUAGAUUAGCAUCUCUGUGAAGAUCUAAUGAAAAUUUGUUAAGAUUUCUAAUGUAACCAUAAUGCGUCUGUGUUGUGCAACUGUUGGCUUAAGAAUUAGUAAAGAAGUUCCUGUUCUUUCUUCUUACUGAUGCUAGUCCCAGAAGGCAAAUGAAUGUUGCCAUAUUUCUUAGACAAGUGAAAAUUUGAGGAUCUUUGUUUAAGAAACAAAAUUGCGUGUACAGAGGGAGCCCUCAACUUUUAUCUACAGCUAUAUCAAUCUAGAAAAAAAUAGGACUGUAGCUACCUCAGAUCCCUUUCUGUUGACAGGCUGAAGUUACUAAUACAUGAGUUAUAAAUCUAUUUGUUAGUUGAAAACAA